This is a messenger RNA of Pipistrellus nathusii (Nathusius's pipistrelle), 1932 nucleotides long. NCBI's taxonomy places the organism in Eukaryota, Metazoa, Chordata, Mammalia, Chiroptera, Vespertilionidae. The record is from the annotation of a GenBank genome assembly.
AUGGUCCAGAAGACCAGCAUGUCGCGGGGCCCGUACCCUCCCUCCCAGGAGAUCCCCAUGGAGGUCUUCGACCCCAGCCCGCAGGGCAAGUACAGCAAGAGGAAAGGCCGGUUCAAAAGGUCGGAUGGGAGCACGUCCUCGGAUACGACAUCCAACAGCUUUGUACGCCAGGGCUCCGCGGAGUCCUACACCAGCCGCCCAUCAGACUCUGACGUGUCUCUGGAGGAGGAUCGGGAAGCCUUAAGGAAGGAGGCAGAGCGCCAGGCAUUAGCCCAGCUUGAGAAAGCCAAGACCAAGCCGGUGGCAUUUGCUGUUCGGACCAAUGUCGGCUACAACCCGUCUCCGGGGGAUGAGGUGCCUGUGCAGGGAGUGGCCAUCACCUUCGAGCCCAAGGACUUCCUGCACAUCAAAGAGAAAUACAACAACGACUGGUGGAUCGGGCGGCUGGUGAAGGAGGGCUGUGAGGUGGGCUUCAUCCCCAGCCCCGUCAAACUGGACAGCCUGCGCCUGCUGCAGGAACAGAAGCUGCGCCAGAACCGCCUCAGCUCCAGCAAAUCAGGUGACAACUCCAGCUCCAGUCUGGGAGACGUGGUGACUGGCACCCGCCGCCCCACACCCCCUGCCAGUGGUAACGAAAUGACUAACUUAGCGUUUGAACUAGACCCCCUAGAGUUAGAGGACAUGGAGGCUGAGCUUGGGGAGCCCGGCGGCUCCGCCAAGACUAGUGUUAGCAGCGUCACCACCCCAUCACCCCACGGCAAGCGCAUUUCCUUCUUCAAGAAGACAGAGCAUGUGCCCCCCUAUGACGUGGUGCCUUCCAUGAGGCCCAUCAUCCUGGUGGGACCGUCGCUCAAGGGCUAUGAGGUCACAGACAUGAUGCAGAAAGCUUUGUUUGACUUCCUGAAGCAUCGGUUUGAUGGCAGGAUCUCCAUCACUCGGGUGACAGCGGACAUUUCCCUGGCUAAGCGCUCAGUCCUCAACAACCCCAGCAAACACAUCAUCAUUGAGCGCUCCAACACACGCUCCAGUCUGGCUGAGGUUCAGAGCGAGAUCGAGCGAAUCUUCGAGCUGGCCCGGACACUUCAGCUGGUUGCUCUGGACGCCGACACCAUCAACCACCCGGCCCAACUCUCCAAGACCUCACUGGCCCCCAUCAUUGUUUACAUCAAGAUCACCUCUCCCAAGGUACUUCAGAGGCUCAUCAAGUCUCGAGGGAAGUCUCAGUCCAAACACCUCAAUGUGCAAAUAGCGGCCUCGGAGAAGCUAGCGCAGUGUCCGCCUGAAAUGUUUGACAUCAUCCUGGACGAGAACCAAUUGGAGGACGCCUGUGAGCACUUGGCCGAAUACCUGGAAGCCUAUUGGAAGGCCACACACCCGCCCAGCAGCACUCCGCCCAACCCGCUGCUGAACCGCACCAUGGCUUCCGCCGCCCUGGCCGCCAGCCCCGCCCCUGUCUCCAACCUCCAGGGACCCUACCUUGCUUCUGGGGACCAGCCGCUGGACCGGGCCACGGGGGAGCAUGCCAGCGUGCACGAGUACCCGGGGGAGCUGGGCCAGCCCCCAGGCCUGUACCCCGGCGGCCACCCACCAGGCCGGGCGGGCACCGUGCGGGCACUGUCCCGCCAAGACACGUUCGAUGCCGACGCCUCCGGCAACCGAAAUUCUGCCUACACCGAGCUGGGAGACUCGUGCGUGGACAUGGAGACCGACCCCUCCGAGGGGCCCGGGCUGGGAGACCCCGCCGGGGGCAGCACCCCGCCAGCUCGGCAGGGGUCCUGGGAGGACGAAGAGGACGACUACCAGGAGGAGCUGACUGACAACCGGAACCGGGGCCGGAACAAGGCCCGCUCCUGCGCCGAGGGCGGCGGCCCGGGGCUGGGCCGCAACAAGAACGAGCUGGAGGGCUGGGGGCGCGGCGUGUACAUCCGCUGA